Molecule: messenger RNA, 4190 nt
Organism: Coregonus sp. 'balchen'
Lineage: Eukaryota; Metazoa; Chordata; Actinopteri; Salmoniformes; Salmonidae
Source: the annotation of a GenBank genome assembly
AUGCAGAACAACCACAAGGAGCACCUCUAUAAGAUCCUGGUAGUAGGGGACCUGGGGGUGGGGAAGACUAGCAUCAUCAAGCGCUAUGUCCACCAGAACUUCAGCCCCAACUACCGGGCCACGAUAGGAGUGGACUUCGCCCUGAAGGUCAUUAACUGGGACCAAGAGACGGUUCGGCUACAGUUAUGGGACAUAGCAGGUAGGAGAAGCAUUACGCGUGACUCUGAUGAAAUGGGGACACAGGCAGGCCCGUUUUGGUAUUAUGCUAUUUGGCCACACUUGGAUAAAUUACGUUUAAGGGUUUUGAUGGAUUGUCAAAGUGCGAGUCAAUGAAGUUCCAGCGGAGGGAACUGUAGUGGUCUCUGGUCGGUGGUUCCAUUCACUACAUAUAUUAGGUUGUUCUGGGGCAGUGGUCAUUGGAGAAAGUGUAUCAAAAGGAUUGGACUUAAUUGUAUACUGACGGCAACAUAUAAUACAAAAUAAGUGUUAUGAGGAGUUAUCAGAUGUUUCGUAAUAGGACACAACGGUCCUGUUCGUGUGCAAACGUUGGGAACCGAUGGCAGUUAAGGCAUACACGCAUACGGUGUUCCUCGAAUCUCACGUGAGUGUCGGUUAUUGGAGAAAUUCCUCUGACGCACCUGCGGCCUUCUGCCCGCGCUCCCCCUCUCCAGUCCCAUACGCUCUGGCCGGUACAGCCCGUGCGCAGACUCAUGUGUCUCGCACUCAUGUGAGGGAGAUUUGGUGCUCAGAAUAGGCUUAUUGUGAAUGAGAGCCGACAGGCUUCUUCCGGGAUCGAGAAUGCCCUGUCCACCUUCUGCCCUGCAGCCUAUUGUAUUCAGAAUAGAUUCAUGCGUUGUGUCAUUGAGCUCAAUUUAGAGGGAUAUUAUAAACUAUGUUUUCUCAUGUCCUUAAUUUAAAUUAUUGUGUUCCUCAUGAGAUAUUACAAUGUCCCAGUUAAGUGUGGCCUCUGCUAAGAGGUCUCAACCUUUAUUGCACAGGGGUUUUGACUGUUUCCUGUCACUAGGUGAUCAGAAGCUUUCAAAGCUUUGGAGUGAAGCGGGUCUAGCAGCUUUCUGUGCAGCAACAAAACAGCUAAACUAGUACGGUUGAGUCGGGAGAACUAAUGUAUGUUGAAGUGCUCAACUUAAAAUAGGAGUUGUGUCAUGAUGUGGAUGGUUGCUCAGCUUUGCUGAUACUGUCAGCUGGUAGUCAGCUGGUGUUAACUCAGACUGGAGUUCCUGCCUCAUGCACUGGUAGAAUGUCACACCUAGGCCCGAUCCCAAAUGUACCUCUAUUCUAGACCUCUAAAGUUUUGAGGGCGCGUGCAAUUGGCAUGCUGACUGCAGGAAUGUCCACCAGAGCGGUUGCCAAAUAAUUGAAUGUUAAUUUCUCUACCAUAAACCGCCUCCGAAGUCGUUUUAGAGAAUUUUGGCAGUACAUCCAACAGGCCUCACAACCGCAGACCACAUGUUACUUCGCCAGCCCAUGACCUCUACAUCUGGCUUCUUCACCUGCGGGAUCGUCAGAGGGUGGCGGGAGGGGUGCGCAGGAGUAUUUCUAUCUGUAAUAAAGCUCUUUUGUGGGGGAAAAACUCAUUCUGAUUCGCUGGGCCUGGCUCCCCAGUGGGUGGGCCUAUGCCCCCUCCCAGGCCCACCCAUGGCCACGCCCCUGCCCAGUCGUGAAAUCCAUAGAUUAGGGCCUAAUGAAUUUAUUUCAAUUGACUGAUUUCCUUAUAUGAACUGUAACUCAGCAAAAUCUUUGAAAUUGUUGCAUGUUGCAUUUAUAUUCUUGUUCAGUAUAUAAAUCAUUUCAAAUUCCUUAUAUUAAGCAAACCAGACGUCACGAUUUUCUUGUUUUAUAAAUUUACGGAUAGCCAGGGGCACACUCCAACACACAUAAUUUACAAACAAAUAAUUUGUUCAGAGGCAGUAGGGAUGACCAGGGAUGUUCUCUUGAUAAGUGUGCGAAUUGGACCAUUUUCCUGUCCUGCUAAGCAUUCAAAAUGUAACAAGUACUUUUGUGUGUCAGGACGAAUGUAUAGAGUAAAAAGUACAUUAUUUUCUUUAGGAAUGUAGUGAAGUAAAAGUUGUCAAAACUAUAAAAAGAAAAGUAAAGUACAGAUACCCCCAAAAAUGACUUAAGUAAAAAUACUUUAAAGUAUUUUUACUUAAGUACUUUACACCACUGGGUCUAGGGGUCCAUUGGGAUUGAGCCCUAUCAAAGACAAUGGCUGUGUCCAGUAACGUCUGAACACACUGUUAAACAGCUUUGAUAAUGACCAUUGAAGUCAAUGAUAACGUCUGAACACUGUUCAAAUGCUUUGAUAAUGACCAUAGAAGUCAAUGAUAAUGUCUGAGAAACAUAUGUUUACAUUUCCAAAGCAAGUGAAAUGGAUAAACAAAGGUGAAAUUAACAGUAAACAUUACACUCAGACAAGUUCCAAAAUAAUAGAGACAUUUCAAAUGUCAUUAUGUCUAUAUACAGUGUUGUAAUGAUGUGCAAAUAGUUAAAGUACAAAAGGGGAAAUAAAUAUGGGUUGUAUUUACAAUGGUGUUUGUUCUUCACUGGUUGCCCUUUUCUUGUGGCUACAGGUCACAAAUCUUGCUGCUGUGAUUGCACACUGGUAUUUCACCCAAUAUAUAUGGGAGUUUAUUAAAAUUGGAUUUGUUUUCUAAUUUUUUGUGGGUCUGUAAUCUGAGGGAAAUAUGUGUCUCUAAUAUGGUCAUACAUUUGGCAGGAGGUUAGGAAGUGCAGCUCAGUUUCCACCUCAUUUUGUGGGCCGUGUGCACAUAGCCUGUCUUCUCUUGAGAGCCAGGUCUGCCUACGGCGGCCUUUCUCAAUAGCAAGGCUAUGCUCACUGAGUCUGUACAUAGUCAAAGCUUUCCUUAAUUUUGGGUCUGUCAUCGUGAUCAGGUAUUCUGCCACUGUGUACUCUCUGUUUAGGGCCAAAUAGCAUUCUAGUUUGCGCUGUUUUUUUGUUAAUUCUUUCCAAUGUGUCAAGUAAUUAUCUUUUAGUUUUCUCAUGAUUUGGUUGGGUCUAAUUGUGUUGCUGUCCUGGGGCUCUGUGGGGUCUGUUUGUGUUUGUGAACAGAGCCCCAGGACCAGCUUGCUUAAGGGGACUCUUCUCCAAGUUCAUCUCUCUGUAGGUGAUGGCUUUGUUAUGGAAGGUUUGGGAAUUGCUUCCUUUUAGGUGGUUGUAGAAUUUAACGUCUCUUUUCUGGAUUUUGAUCAUUAGCGGGUAUCGGCCUAAUUCUGCUCAACAUGCAUUUUUUGUUUUUUUUACAUUGUACACAGAGAAUUCUGCAUGCAGAGUCUCAAUUUGGUGUUUGUCCCAUUUUGUGAAUUUUUGGUUGGUGAGCGGACCCCAGACCUCACAACCAUAAAGGGCAAUGUGUUCUUUAACUGAUUCAAGUAUUUUUAUCCAGAUCCUAAUUGGUAUGUUGAAUGUGAUGUUCCUUUUGAUGGCAUAGAAGGCCCUUUCUUUACCUCCCCUCUCCCUCUGUCUUUAUAAUGAUACUGUAGUUGUCUGUGUGUGAAAGAAAUCCCUCAUCAGUCAUACUAAUUUAUCGUUAAUGGGAGUUGUGCUGUCUUUGGAAAGACCAUUACUAAAUUUGAUCUGUGUGUUGCUUGAGAUGUACCCUGUCCGUCCACCUUGUCGUAUUUUACCGGGAUUGGUUAAUGAAUGUGACCCUCCACGGCUGUGACCAGGACUGUGACCACGACUGUGACCAGGACUGUGACCACGACUGUGUAGUGGACUCUUUGCCCUGAGGCAAUAGGUUGUUUACAGCCUAAAGUAACCUUCAUCUCAGUGGUGUUACCAGGGCAUGUGAUAUGGUAUUAGGGUCAGGGGUGGUGUGACAACAAGACACAUGUUUUAUCACAAGGCUAAGGUAUAGCGUUUACUCCUACUACUGCUGUCAGUACUAACUAACAGUACUGUGUGUGUUUCAGGUCAGGAGCGGUUUGGGAACAUGACGCGGGUCUACUACCGUGAGGCCAUGGGGGCGUUCAUCGUGUUUGACGUGACGCGGCCUUCCUCCUUCGAGGCCGUCACCAAGUGGAAGGAGGACCUGGACUCUAAACUCACGCUGGCCAACGGGAAAAAUGUGGCCGCAGUGCUAUUGGCUAAUAAGUGUGACCAGGGGCGGGACGUGCUGACCAACAAUGGGAUCCAGAUGGAGAAGUUC